AUGCAGGAAAUUAAGGAUAUACGGGCGGACCUGUCCUCGCAUGAUUCACUUGCAUCUGAUGAUCUGGAGACCAUACAAGAUGUCGACAUUCAAACCGACAUCAACCUGGACGUAUCCUUGUCCCAUAUCUUGAGCGUUGCCGAUGCUAUAAGCUCUCUCCCACCUCAACCCACUUGCGAUAUCUUGCUUUCCAACUACUUCAACUGCCGAUACCUGGUAUUAGGGAUUGUGCACUAUGGAAAAUUCCGAAUGGAGUACGAACGAUUUUGGAAGAAACCAGCAGAAACUUCACUUAGCUGGCUUGCCCUUCUAUAUUCAAUACUGAGCAUCUCCAGCAUGUUGAGUCAAGGCCAACAAACCAGGACUGACCCAACCAAGCCUCCGAUCUCUACGCAACAUCUUCAGCAAAUGACAGCGCACUGUCUCGUCUCCUGUGGCUACGCAACUGCAAAACGUUACGCGCUAGAAGCAUUACUCCUUUACCUCCAGAGCAAAUUCAUGACGCAAACAAGAUCACAUGCCCAAUUAUGGCUCGACCUCGGAACCGUUGUCAGGCUUGCUUUCCGAAUGGGUUACCACCGCGAUCCUCGCGGAUUGGCUGAUAUCACACAAUUCGAGGGUGAGAUGCGUCGUCGCGUGUGGUUGCACAUUUUCCAGAUUGAUGCUUUAGCCUCGUUCCACAUGGGGUUGCCUAGUAUGAUUCCCACGGAAUAUUGUGACACAGAGGCCCCAAGAAAUCUAUAUGAUACGGAUCUUUCUAUGGAUAUGGAUACGUUGCCACCCUCCCGUCCCUAUACAGAAGUUACCCCUUUGCUCUAUGGCAUUGUCAAGUCUGGCAUUAUGGGAGUCUUCAAGAAGAUUGUUGCUCGCACACAAUCUCUCGCCUCACCAAAAUAUGACGAAACGAUUACUCUUGAUCAUGAAAUGAAAGCAGCAUAUGAGAAUCUCCCUGAAGUCUUUCAUCGAAGGGAUGUUGCUCAGUCGUUCAUGGACUCGUCCGAUCUCAUUUUACAGCGAUGUACUUUGGAGCUACUCUACCUCAAGGGAAUUGUGGUCCUGCAUCGGCGGUAUAUUCGACAUGACCCUCAAAACCCCACAUUCGAGCCCUCGCGCCGUUUCUGUAUUGAGGCUGCACUUGAGAUUCUCGACCGUCAGGCAGACUUACAUCAAGCCACCCAGCCUGGUGGACGUCUACAUGGGGACAUGUGGGUUGUCACCUCUUUAACAGUGCAUGACUUCCUUCUGGCAGCUAUGGUGAUUUGUCUUGAUCUUUCCAUCAAUAUCGAAGCUCUCGGAGAGGAGAAAGACACAAGCCGUGUGUCCAGGAAGCUACAAGCCCUUCAACUCUCUCAGCAAAUAUGGGCUACAACUGACAACCAUCCAUCCCAGUCACGUCUAGCAUCACUUGUGUUGGAUUUGAUGAUCAAGAAAGUGGACAAAGUUCGAUCACAAGCUGACUGGAACAACGCUGCGAACGCCUUUUCACUAGCUGGCAUGGAACUACCGUACAUAGAAACCAUGUCUGACAUGAUUGAUGGCACAGAAGCUCUUGACUGGUCAAUGCUGGACCAGUUUUUCCAGGAUCCUGGGCCAACUACAUCGUGA
Messenger RNA from Penicillium cataractarum, 1605 nucleotides. Its product is annotated as fungal specific transcription factor domain-containing protein. The transcript is spliced from 4 exons. Gene Ontology annotation, cellular component: nucleus. NCBI's taxonomy places the organism in Eukaryota, Fungi, Ascomycota, Eurotiomycetes, Eurotiales, Aspergillaceae. The coding region runs from base 1 to 1605 and encodes 534 amino acids. Gene Ontology annotation, biological process: DNA-templated transcription. The record is from RefSeq and is a predicted model, not a curated record. Gene Ontology annotation, molecular function: DNA binding; zinc ion binding.